Molecule: messenger RNA, 2262 nt
Organism: Aedes albopictus (Asian tiger mosquito)
Lineage: Eukaryota; Metazoa; Arthropoda; Insecta; Diptera; Culicidae
Exons: 4
Coding region: 1-2262 (753 amino acids)
Source: RefSeq, a predicted model, not a curated record
AUGCGGUCCGUUGAUUGUUCGUCCAAGAGAAACUGCAGCAAAUGCAAUAAGCGUCACCAUUCCUUCCUACACGAGGAAGGAAGGAAACCUGAAAGCAGUGUGAAUCCCAGCAAACAGUCCACCCCGAGUAAAGGAGAGAAUGAACGUGUCUCCUUGCCGGUAACACCACAGGCUACCGGUGAUGAGUCUGCUAAGUCCGCUUCGUCGUCGUCCGUUAUUGAGUCGUCCGUCGUUUCGCUAAAUGUGUCUCUUCCGAGUGUCUUGCUUCUUACUGCAGUGGUUCAUCUAAUGGACAGGAAUGGUCGACCCGUUCGUUGUCGUGUGUUCCUUGAUUGCGGCGCCCAGGCCAAUCUCAUUACUACCGCCAUGUACGAAAGGCUUGGUCUGGAAGGAUUUCCUGUCGUAAUAAACAUUGUUGGUGUCAGCAAUUCUCGAACGAAGUCUAGUUGCGCUGUUACGGUGAAUCUCGAUUCUCUCUAUAACGACUUCCAUGCAUCCUUGCAAUGCUUGGUAACUCCGAAGAUUACGAAUGUGCUUCCCACCAGACCUGUGGAUCCCUCUCGGUGGAACAUUCCGUCUGGACUUCAGUUGGCGGAUCCCCGAUUCCACAUACCUGCCGAGGUCGAUUUGCUAAUCGGUGCCGGUCAAUUCUUCAGUCUACUUCGGACUGGACAUUUCGUUCUUGGCGAAGGACUCCCGGAGCUCCGUGAAACCGAGUUGGGUUGGGUAGUUGCCGGUGAGAUUCGUGAUGAGUCCGCAGCGUAUGUCAACUCACAUCAGGUCAAUUCUGUUACCAUCGAGUCCCUCAAUGAGAUGAUUAAACGUUUCUGGGAGAUUGAAGAGGUCUCCAGUGUUUCACAGCGUACCGUUGAGGAAGAGGAGUGUGAAGAAAAGUUUCAAAAAUCCCACCGUCGUGAUCCGUCUGGAAGAUAUGUCGUGAAUCUCCCAUUCAAAGAAAACCUCCCGCAACUCGGUGACAAUCGUUCCUUGGCGCUUCGUCGUUUCUACUUUCUAGAAAGACGCCUCCUUCGUGACCCAGAGCUCCAUGCCCAAUACACCACAUUCAUUGAGGAGUAUGAACCUCUGAGGCACUGCCGAUCCAUCCGCGAGUCUGACGAUCCACCAGGGACCGAUAGCAUCAUCAAGGCUGUCGAAUGUCGUCAACAAAUACAGGGCUUGUUGCAAAAGGGUGGCUUCCCGGUACACAAGUGGUGUGCCAAUGAUCAGAGAAUCCUCGAGGGUGUUCCAGAGUCUGAUCGUGAAACUCUUGUCCAAUUGAAUGAAAUCUCCGCCAACGAAGUAAUAAAAACACUCGGUCUUCUGUGGAGCCCGGCCGGCGACGAAUUUCUGUUCACGAUCAACACAGAUCUUUCCGAUACGUCUCCUGUUACCAAACGGAUCAUGUUCUCUGAAAUCGCCAAACUUUUCGACCCGCUCGGUCUCGUGUCGCCGGUGAUCGUUCUCGCAAAACAUCUGAUGCAGAAGACCUGGGCUCUGAAAAUUGGCUGGGACUCUCCACUCGGAGGAGAAAUUCUCAAUUCUUGGUCACAAUUCCGUACCUCUUUGAACGAAGUCAAGGACAUUCGCAUCCCAAGGCAUGUGAUGGCUCCGCAGUAUGAGUAUGUUGAAUUACACGGAUUUGCUGAUGCAUCUGGCAUCGCGUAUGGAGCCUGUCUCUAUGUUCGUUGUGUUCAAUCAAAUGGUUCGAUCUCCGUGAAGUUGCUUCGCAGCAAAUUCAAAAUAGCUCCCCUUCAAGAACUAACAAUCCCUCGUAAAGAGCUUUGUGCUGCUUUACUGCUCUCGAAGCUGGUUCAGAAAACCAUGCCGGCCAUGCAAGUGGAGUUUUCUUCGUUGUUUCUAUGGUCGGACAGUCAAAUUGUCCUUGCAUGGCUGCGGAAGCCUCCGGCAAUGUUGCAACCGUUUGUACGCAACCGUAUUGUGGAAAUAACCGUUGAAAAUGGCCAUAAGCAAUGGAACUACGUUCGUUUGCAAGAAAAUCCUGCUGAUGUAGUUUCACGGGGACAGCUACCAGGAGCUCUGAAGUCAAACUCUUUAUGGUGGAACGGUCCUGAGUUUUUGCGAUCCCAUUCGUUCGAUCAACCAGAUGCGGAAGAUGUUCCUGAAGAGCACCUUCCAGAUUUUAAGUCCGCUUCCGUGGUAAUGUUGCCGGUCGCUACCGAAGUUCAGAUUGUAGUCGAUCGUGACUCCCACUUGCUCAGUGAGCACUUGGUGCUGAUCGUGCACCCGCACAUGCUCUAUUGA